Molecule: messenger RNA, 4038 nt
Organism: Cloeon dipterum
Lineage: Eukaryota; Metazoa; Arthropoda; Insecta; Ephemeroptera; Baetidae
Gene: Tnks
Product: tankyrase
Exons: 19
Coding region: 244-3807 (1187 amino acids)
Molecular function (GO): protein binding; NAD+ poly-ADP-ribosyltransferase activity
Source: RefSeq, a predicted model, not a curated record
ACACCCCAGAUAAAAGUCGUCAAAGUCUGGGGGCCGCAGCCGAGCGAGAAGCAAAACAAGAGGAUUUCUCCCAAACACGGACACUUUUCCUUCUCGCCCCUCGGUCGUCAGAGAAUUGCAGACGCAGGACAAAGCUUCGGUUAGAGGAUUCCGAGCCUUCGAGAGGAAUUUAGGAUUCAUUCUCGACUGGCGGGCUCGGCUUUCGUCGCAGUCGUAUGACCUGCCAAAUCGCGAGCUCCUAAGAUGGCAGGCCUUGGACCUCGUCCACCUCGGUCGGGGUCUGGUUUGGGCCGCUGUUCCAUAGGGGCCGAGUCGUCAGUUUUGAGCAGCAGUAACUCCACAGACCCAAACCGCGAGCUUUUCGAUGCGUGCAGGUCAGGUGACUUGGUGCGGGUCAAGAGGUUGGUGACCCCGCACACGGUCAACGCCAGGGACAAUGCUGGCAGGAAGUCGACUCCUCUGCACUUUGCUGCGGGUUACGGGAGAAGAGAGGUUGUCGAAUUUUUGCUUGCCGCUGGAGCAUCCAUUCAGGCCAGAGACGACGGUGGCCUUCACCCUCUGCACAAUGCCUGCUCAUUUGGCCAUGCAGACGUGGUGAGACUCUUACUGCACGCAGGAGCCUGUCCCAACACCAGGGACAAUUGGAACUACACCCCUUUACACGAAGCUGCCAUCAAAGGAAAAGUUGACGUUUGCAUUGCUCUUCUUCAGCAUGGCGCUGAUCCUAGCAUUCGCAACUCUGAGGCGAAAACUGCUCUAGAUCUGGCAGAAGGUUCAACCAGAGCUGUUUUAACUGGCGAAUACCGCAAAGAAGAACUGCUGGAGGCGGCCAGGGCGGGAGGCGAAGAUAAACUAAAUGUUUUGUUAAAUCCGUUGAACGUGAAUUGUCACGCAAGUGACGGAAGGCGGUCGACGCCAUUGCACCUUGCUGCGGGAUACAACAGAGCCAGGGUUGUGCAGUUGCUUUUGCAGCACGGGGCAGACGUGCAUGCCAAGGAUAAAGGGGGAUUGGUCCCGUUACACAAUGCUUGCAGCUACGGUCACUUUGAAGUGACAGAACUUUUGAUCAAGCACGGAGCAAACGUGAACGCAAUGGACCUCUGGCAGUUUACUCCUUUACAUGAGGCUGCCUCAAAGGCCAGGGUGGAAGUAUGUUCCCUACUUCUGAGUGAAGGCGCUGAUCCUACACUUCUCAACUGCCAUUCCAAAUCUGCAAUCGAUGUAGCUCCAAACAGAGAGCUGCAGGAAAGACUGACUUAUGAAUACAAAGGCCACUGUUUAUUGGAGGCUUGUCGACAAGCAGAUCCUGUCAAAGUGAAGAAAUUUUUAUCUCAGGAAGUAGUCGAUUUUAAGCACCCCUUUAAUGGUGAUACUCCCCUGCAUUGUGCAGCUGCAGCACCUUACCCAAAGAGGCGCCAAAUUAUCGACUCUUUGGUUAGGAAGGGUGCGAUGUUGAAUGAAAAGAACAAGGAAUCUCUUGCCCCUCUGCAUAUAGCAUCAGAUUGUUCUCACUUGGACGUCGUUGAAGCUCUCCUUCGACACGGAGCUAAAGUCAACGUCCUUGAUGCCAAUGGGGAAACAGCACUGCACAGGUGCGCAAGAGACGACAACGUGCAAGCUUGCCGAAUUUUGUUAUCCUACAGUGUUGACACCACGAUAGCUUCCCUCCAAGGUUACACAGCAGCACAGCUUGCCACCGAAAAUGUUUUGAAAAUACUCCAAGAUCCACCAGCAGGAAGUUUGGAUGUCGAAGGUCAACUGCUUGAGGCUGCCAAGGCUGGCGAUCAAGAACAAGUGAAGCGAUUACUUUCUAGCUUUCCGCACAUCGUCAACUGCAGAGAUGUGGAUGGAAGACACUCAACCCCUUUGCACUUUGCGGCUGGUUACAACAGAAUUUCUGUAGUUGACUACCUCUUGACUCAUGGAGCAGAUGUACACGCGAAAGACAAAGGAGGGCUGGUACCACUGCAUAACGCGUGUAGCUAUGGUCAUUUUGAAGUCACUGAACUUCUCGUAAAGCACGGCGCUAGUGUAAAUGUCGCGGAUUUAUGGAAGUUCACUCCACUGCAUGAAGCCGCUGCCAAGGGCAAGUUUGAAAUCGUGAAAUUGCUACUGAAGCACGGGGCUGAUGUGACAAAGAAAAAUCGAGAUGGAGCGACGCCUCUAGAUUUGGUCCGUGAUUCGGACGUCGAGGUGGCUGACUUGCUCAGGGGAAAUGCAGCGCUACUGGACGCUGCCAAGAAAGGAAAUCUCGCACGGGUACAGAGGUUACUCACUUCAGAAAACAUCAACUGCAGAGAUGCACAGGGCCGCAACUCGACUCCGCUGCAUCUAGCAGCUGGAUACAACAACAUGGAGGUUGCCGAGUAUCUGCUCGAGCAGGGCGCAGACGUAAAUGCUCAAGACAAGGGAGGACUGAUCCCUCUUCACAACGCCUCCUCUUACGGCCACCUCGACAUUGCUGCACUUCUCAUCAAAUAUAACACAGUUGUGAACGCGACUGACAAGUGGGGAUUCACUCCUCUGCACGAGGCAGCGCAGAAGGGAAGAACACAACUUUGUGCUUUACUGUUGGCACAUGGCGCUGAUCCGUUCCUGAAGAACCAGGAAGGCCAAACUCCGCUUCAGCUUGCCACUGCUGAGGACGUGAGAUGUUUGUUGCAGGACGCCAUGGUCUCCAGCAAUAUGAGCUCAGGUGGACAAACAUCAUUGUCUACCUCGCCUCAGGCUGCAACCACUUCGUUGUCGCUUCCCUUACCCCCUCCGCCUCAGUUGAGCGAGACAGUCAUCCUACCAUCAGGAGCUUGUCUAACCCUAGGCAUCCCUGUUGCCUCGCGUUGUGAUUCACCUGGCUUUUUGCCUGGCGAUGGAUGCUGUGAUGACUCCAAAUCAGAAGCGGAUCAAGCUGCUGGUAGUGAGAAGUUGGCUUCUGUGAAAGCCUUUUUGGAAAGUCUGGCACUGGACCACCUGAUGGAGCUGUUUGAAAGGGAGCAAAUAUCCCUUGAUAUUUUGGCUGAAAUGGGUCAUGAAGAUCUCAAGCAAGUUGGCGUGUCUGCUUACGGCCACCGGCACAAACUAAUUAAAGGCAUUGAGAAGCACUACUCCACCUCCACCGCCUGGGGACCAACACCAUCUCUCUCACUGGGCACAUUUUUGGUCGACCUGGUUUCUGAAGACCGAGAGUAUUUGGCUGUAGAGGAAGAAAUGCAGUCGACUAUUAGAGAGCAUCGGGACAACGGCCACUCUGGUGGAGUGUUUCUGCGAUAUAACAUCAUACAUAUCCAAAAAGUGCAGAACAGAAAGUUAUGGGAAAGAUAUUCACACCGGCGGAAAGAAGUGGCCGAAGAAAAUGGCAGCCAGUCCAACGAGCGAAUGCUGUUCCACGGAUCUCCUUUCAUAAACGCUAUAGUGCAAAAAGGCUUUGAUGAAAGACACGCCUACAUUGGAGGAAUGUUUGGAGCCGGAAUAUACUUCGCCGAAAACUCGUCUAAAAGUAAUCAGUACGUGUAUGGCAUUGGUGGAGGCACCGGAUGCCCACAGCAUAAAGACAGAUCGUGUUAUUCUUGCCACAGACACCUUUUGCUAUGCAGAGUGACCUUAGGCAAGAGUUUCUUGCAGUUUUCUGCAAUGAAAAUGGCGCAUGCACCACCAGGCCACCACUCGGUCAUGGGUCGACCAAGCGCUGGUGGUCUCAAUUUCCCAGAAUACGUUGUUUACCGAGGAGAGCAGGCGUACCCAGAAUACUUGAUUACCUACCAGAUAGUAAAACCUGAGCCUGAAGACACAAAUGAUGUUGAUCUACGGUGAUAAUUCCUCUAAACGACCACUCAAUCGUUUCUGUCAAUCACGAACUGUCUCCUCUCUUGGUAACACUAGGUGGCUUGAGCUAUUUUAUCUCUGUGAUUUUCUUUUGUUGCAAGUUUUUAGAUAUCUCACCGUGAAUUUCCAUAUUACUACAUUUUGUAAGCAUUAAUAAGUCUAGUGUCAGAUGAGAAUAUAAAUAAACAUGAAGCACAUUAAGUAGUUAUCUUAUUCAUA